AUGGAUAGAUCUCAAAUUUGCUUAAAGAGUAUCAUAUUAAGCGGUAAUAAACUAAAAAUUUUUAAGAAUUCGAACAAUAAUUGUAAAAGAACUCAGAGAAGCAGAGAUAAUAAUCAGUUUAUAAUGAAAUAAGGCAAGGGCGACACCUGUCUAGAUUAGGAAGAGCAUUGGCAGAAAAAUCAAAGAAUUAAAUCAAUGAUUAGCAGGACUAGACGAAAAGAUCCAAAGCAUAUGAAGUACAUAAGGGAUAAAUACCUUCAGAACAAUUUUAGCAAUAUUGGGUCAAUAGUAUUCUAAGAUGGAAGAUCUGUUCAUGAAGAUACUAGCAAAAAUGAUAAAAUUAUCAGAAUAACAGAAUCUGAUUUAUCUUAAGAAAUAAGUAAAGAUUGUGAUGAAUAGGGGACUCAAGCUACUGAUUAUUACAAAAAUGAAAAACCUGAAUUCAAUAAAGUACAGACAAUGUAAAUUUAGAAGGAUUUUUCUUCAAAUUUAAAAAAUGGAAAUGCUAAAAAUAAGUAUCAAGACCUUUCAAACAAAGACAUAAAAGCUAUAAAAUCCAUUUAUUAGAAUAUACAGACGCCAAACUAUGCUAAGCAGAGAGUUUAAAGAAAUAAUGAAAUUUAAAUGGAUUCCUUCUACAAAUCUGUUAAUAAUUCUUUGCUUAUUGAUUCUAGCGUUACUUCUACCACUGUAGAACUCAAAUCAAUUAAUUAUGACUCCUCCAAAAAUACUAAAAUUUUCCCAAACGUAUAAUUUAAUGAUAAAGGUAUUUUAACUUAGAGAAUACUGCCAGACCAGAAAUAAGAGCUAAAUUUACCAUCAUUAUAGCGAGAGCAAUUUUCAGCUGGUAGUAUAUAACUUAAAAAGAGACUAUAACAUAUUAAAUUAGUUUACGACUCGAACGAGUUCAUAGAAAAUGAGGCUUUAAUUUAGAAAAGAAAAAACAGCCCAUUUUCUAUACAUUAAUCUAAAAUAAUGAAAGACAGUUAAUAUGGUACUGGAUCUAGCAUCUCAAAUAAAAAUGAUAAGGAGACAAAUAAGAACACAACAUCUUACAAAGAUGCAUUGUUUAGUAAUUUUUCAACUUCUAAUAGGCUUAGUAGAAUAGGUCAAGAUAAAAGAAAUAGAAAUUUCUAAAACUUAAACUUAAGUAGCAUGGUUUCACAUCGGAAACUCAACUCAGGUUCAGCGAGAUAUGAAGUUUAGUAGCCAUCUGAGAAUAGUGGUGGAUUUAACCAAUCAAUAAUUCUUCGUUUCAAUGCAAGCCCACUACAGGAACAAUAGCUUAUCAAGAAUAUGCAAUAUAAAGAAAGAGUUUUACUUGCAAAUGAAAAGAAUAUUUUCAAGAAAUAGUAUGCAGCCGCAAAUUUGCAAAACAUUGAAGAGAAAAACUAAGACAUUAAAAUAGAAAUCUUGCAAUAGUCUUUAAGAGAGUCUUAAAAAGGAAUAAGAAGAUCAUUUGAUAACCUUUAAUAUAGACAAGGAAGUUUUAAACCAGUAGGAAAUAAAACUGGAAAUAUUAAUAUCAAUCAGCAAAGUUCCGAUAAUCUCAUUGAUGUAAAUGAAAAGAGAUUUCAAACAAUUCAACCUUGA
Molecule: messenger RNA, 1593 nt
Organism: Stylonychia lemnae
Lineage: Eukaryota; Ciliophora; Spirotrichea; Sporadotrichida; Oxytrichidae
Source: the annotation of a GenBank genome assembly